Pocillopora verrucosa is the source of this 5140-nucleotide messenger RNA. The record is from RefSeq and is a predicted model, not a curated record. Lineage: Eukaryota; Metazoa; Cnidaria; Anthozoa; Scleractinia; Pocilloporidae.
AGUUACUUUCAGGGGUAAGAGAGUCAUGUUGGGACUCAAGAUCUCAGUGGAAUCCUUACCAUGCAAGGGAUAUUUUCUGUGGAUGACAAGACAGAAUGCAAGCUUCAAUAUUCAGCACUAAAGGUCUCUUGUGAUGUCUGGGAUAUCAAAGGAUUUUGACAUUCCUAGUGUAGCCUCAACCUCACAAGAAGGCCAAAGUAACAGGAGACUGAAAGUCACUUUGCUAAGCAGAGAGUGGAGAUCAUCAACUGAUGGAGACUUGUCAACCAUCAACAGAGAGCUCGCCAUACAGUUAGCUAAACACUCUAAUGUGGAAGUUAGUGUCUUUCUUCCAGAAUGCAAUGAAGAAGACAGGAAUGAUGCAGCACAUCAUCAUGUGCAGCUUGUUAAAGCCAAAAAAGUGAUUGGUUGGAAUCCAGUUGACUGGCUGAUUAAUGUCCCAGAUGGACAUGUCAUGGAUUGUGUAGUAGGACAUGGUGUAAGCCUUGGCAAACAAGUGCAGUUUAUUAGAAAACAUCACCACUGCAAAUGGGUCCAAGUUGUUCACAGUGCCCCGGAAGAACUUGGAAUGUACAAAAGCAUUCCACAAGGUGGACAACAGCAAGAAGCAGAAGUAGAGUUGUGUAACAUGGCUGAUCAAAUCAUAGCAAUUGGACCCAAGCUGGCAGAUGCUUACAAGCAUUACCUUCGUUGUAGUAAAAAAGACCAAAAUGUCUUUGAUCUCACUCCAAGCAUUUUCUCUGAAUUUUUGAAUGUUGAGCAAGCCACUGAAGAAGGAAGCACUUUCAGUGUUCUUGUUGUUGGAAGUGGUGACACUUGUGAAGAUUUCAUAUUGAAAGGUUUUGACCUUGCAGCUCAAGCAGUUGCUGAGUUGAAAGAUAAGUCCUACAAACUCAAGUUUGUUGGUGCACCAAGAGGGAAAGAAGAUGAAAUAGCAGAUAAGUUGCUUCAACAUGGUAUUGAUCGUAAUCAGCUAAUUGUCCGCAGCUUCAGUGACAGUAGAGAAGUAUUAGCUAACUUAUUCUGUGAGUCAGAUCUUGCCAUAAUGCCAUCCAAGACUGAAGGAUUUGGAGUCAGUGCUCUUGAAGCCUUAUCUGCUGGUUUGCCUGUACUUGUCAGUGGUAAUUCUGGACUUGGAGAAGCUCUGAAGGAGGUGCCUCAAGGAUCUCAGUUUGUGGUUGACUCUGAAGAUCCAAAAGAGUGGGCAAAAAAAAUCAAGGUGGUACAACAGACAAAGAGGGAGGUGCGACUUUCAGAAUCAAGGCUUCUACGUGAAAAUUAUCAGGAAAAGUACAGCUGGGAAAAGCCCAUUAGAUGUCUUGUGGAGAGGAUGUACAGUCUCACAUUUGGCUCCUCUGGUGAUCACUCAUUUCAUUCAUCCAUGGAAUAUGGACAGUGUCCUUUUCCUUCAACCUCAGUUCCUCAAGACAACCUUUUUCAAGAGAGAAGUUACUCUCAAAGCUCCUCUGGUGAUCACUCAUUUCAUUCAUCCAUGGAAUAUGGACAGUUUCCUUUCCCUUCAACCUCAGUGCCUCAAGACAACCUUUUUCAAGAGAGAAGUCACUCUCAAAAUUACCCUGAGAAACUUGUGGCGCUGAUUAGACGAGAGUACAAGGGAACAGUAUUGUGUCCCUUCCCUUGGUGUGAGGAAGAAUUGCAAUUCGAACUCUAUAAGAUUUUUACAAGACUGACUAUCGUUUGCCGGAAGAAAGAACGUGCACAGUUGACAAAAGACCCCGUCAAAAUGACUGAGGUCUUGAGACCAUAUAAAAAAUGUGAAUGUAGAUGUGAAUGUAAAUGUGAACGUGAAAAACCAAGAGUAGUGUUGAUCGAAGGGGAACCUGGGAUAGGAAAAACCACUUACUGUCAGAAGCUUGCAUAUGAUUGGUCUGUGGGGGACAUUCCAACUGAAUCUUCUUUUCCUAAAGUGGACAUACUUCUUCGGCUGACGUGUCGUGACAUGAAGACUGCUAAAAUUGAGGAUGCUAUUGAAGAUCAGCUACUACCACGUGAUGUCAACGAGAAAGACAAGGAAAAUUUUUUCUAUUUCAUUCGCCAUUAUCAAUCUAGAAUCUUGCUGGUACUUGACGGAUUGGAUGAAUUACCGCAGAACCUGUUUAAAGAAUUUUUGCCUUUAAUUAAAGGAAGAGUUUUACCUUUAACUUAUCUCAUUAUAACAGCUCGACACGAAGUAGGGAUAAAUGUUCGGCUACACAGUGACGCACUGUUUGAGAUUAAAGGCUACACCAAAGAAGAUGCAGACAGUUACAUCAAGAAGUAUUUCAGUUGUCACGACAAAUCAAGGCUUGCUGGGAAACUAAUCAGGAAAAUAAACAACGACUCACAGCUUAGGGAAUUGACUGCCAAUGCACUGAACACAGCUCUUCUAUGUCUUGUUUUUGAAGACACUGGCGGAAGAUUGCCUCACAACAAAACCAUGUUGUAUUGUGAACUUGUUGACUGUGUUCUGAGGCGAUAUUGUUCUAAGAAAGAAAUCCGUUUGUGCGACGAAAGUCCCAUAGACAAAUACAUGCACCAGCUGAAUCAGUUGGGCAAGUUAGCUCUUGAAGCUCUGCUGAAAGAUCAAUUGGCUUUCACUCCAGGGGAGCUAGAGAGUCAGUCAACGGAAUUCCUUCAGCUUGGAUUUCUUUCUCGAGAAGCCAGUGUAAGCAAAAUCAAACCGAAGCCAACUUAUGCAUUUAUCCACAAGACUUUUCAGGAAUUCUUUGCCGCAUUCCAUCUGUCGCUUGAAUUGGAAACUGCUGAUAGGGACCAGACGGCCCUGCUGACUCAGUUUAGUCCUGUUGAUAAGUACUGGCAGGUGUGGAAGUUUUUGAUCACAAUGGUAGCAGGUAAAAGUGAAGAAACAGCUACUUUCCUGGUUUCGAGACUAUGGGCUUCUUUUCAGCGUAAAAAACCUAGGAAAUCGGUAAAACGUCAGUAUACAAGACAACCUUUAAAAUCGAGCGACUCUGAAUACGACUCUGAAGACGACUCUGAAGACGACUCUGAAGACGACUCUGAAGACGACUCUAAAGACGACUCUGAAGGUCACUCUGAAGAUGACUCUAGAGGCGAUCCUCAUGACGAGCAUGAUAAAUCAUGUAGAGGGGAGCUCUUCGGCCUUUUAAGUGACCAUGAUAUAGAAGUCCGUGAAGAUACUAUAUGGGAUGAGGGGAGAUGGAGACUGCUGGAGAGAAACUUUGCAGAAACUGAUGAGGUUUCCUUUUUUGAGAAAACAGUUGAUGCUAUUGCUCAGUGUGAACAAGAUAAUAAUAAACUUAGUUCCUGCCAGAUUAAAAUGGCCCGUACGCUAGCUCAUUGUUUUCCUAAGGAUGAAGUGAUAAUGAAGGAAAGUUAUCGCCCUGCUAAUUCCUCUCCCGGGGGCACUCAAUUUUCACUCGUUUUCUACGAAUAUCUUAAAGGCAACCGCAAACUGAAAGAAUUAGUUUGGGAAGUAUCAGCUGUAGCAGCACUUGCAGAUGUCCUUAAAGCGAGUCAUACUCUAACACACUUACAUUUGAGGACCGGCCGGUGCAUUAAAUCACUAACUCAAGCUCUUCAGGCGAAUCACACGGUUACACAUUUAAAUAUGUCUCAUGCCAAAGUCAACGAUGUGCAAGCGAAAGCACUCGGAGAAUUUCUCCGGUCAAAUCACACUUUGACUCAUUUGUCUAUAUCUGAUAAUCAGAUAACAGAUAUUGGAGUUGAAGCUUUAGCAGACGCUCUAAGAUCCAAUGAAAUAUUGAAGAACUUGGAUAUUAGUUGUAACUACUUUGGUGAAGAGGGAGCCAAAGCACUCGGAAAAGUUCUCCAGUCAAAUCACACUUUGACUCAUUUGUCCCUAGCUGAUAAUGGGAUAAAACAUAUUGGAGUUGAAGCUUUAGCAGACGCUCUAAGAUCCAAUAAAAUAUUGAAGAACUUGGAUAUUAGAGAUAACGAAAUUGGUGAUGAGGGAGCCAAAGCACUCGGAAAAGUUCUCCAGUCAAAUCACACUUUGACUCAUUUGUCCAUAGCUCGUAAUUGGAUAACACAUAUUGGAGUUGAAGCUUUAGCAGACGCUCUAAGAUCCAAUAAAAUAUUGAAGAACUUGGAUAUUAGAGGUAACAAAAUUGGUGAUGAGGGAGCCAAAGCACUCGGAAAAGUUCUCCAGUCAAAUCACACUUUGACUCAUUUGUCCAUAGCUCGUAAUCAGAUAACACAUAUUGGAGUUGAAGCUUUAGCAGACGCUCUAAGAUCCAAUAAAAUAUUGAAGAACUUGGAUAUUGAACGUAACAAAAUUGGUGCUGAGGGAGCCAAAGUACUCGGAAAAGUUCUCCAGUCAAAUCACACUUUGACUCGUUUGUCCAUAGCUUAUAAUCAGAUAACACAUGUUGGAUUUGAAGCUUUAGCAGACGCUCUAAGAUCCAAUGAAAUAUUGAAGAUCUUAGAUAUUGAAUUUAACGAAAUUGGUGAUGAGGGAGCCAAAGCACUUGGAAAAGUUCUCCGGUCAAAUCACACUUUGACUCAUUUGUCCAUAGCUCGUAAUCAGAUAACACAUAUUGGAGUUGAAGCUUUAGCAGACGCUCUAAGAUCCAAUAAAAUAUUGAAGAACUUGAAUAUUGAAAGUAACAACAUUGGUGAUGAGGGAGCCAAAGACUUGGAUUACAAUGAUAACAACAUUGGUGAUGAGGGAGCAGAAGCACUCAAAAAAGUUCUCCAGUUAAAUCACACUGACUCAUUUAUAGCUGCUUAUCAGAUACUGGGUUGUGGAGAAUGGGUUUGCUCAUCGCAUCGCCAUCCGAUUGGUGAUCAAGGGGCAAGAGCUAUAGCACAUGCUCUCCGAUAUCACAGUUCACUGACUCUCCUAGGGUUGAGCUAUGCUGGGUUUCUGCCUGGGAUUCUUGUGACCUCUGCGAGCUGUCCUCAUUUUUUCAGAAUGACUGUUACUCAAGCAGUCCGGUUUUCUUUCUCUGGCAUUCAAUUACCUGUAUUGAACAGUCAAACACUUGGAGAAAGAACUGGGCGAAAGGCCGAUUCCGCCCAAGUUGGCUCUGAGAUGCAAAUGAUUGAAAAGAUCCCCUCAACUGCAUUAAGUAAAGUGCUCCAACAUUCCCAAAGGGAAGGCAGGACACUAUAUUGUCAAUGGCUUACUCAGUAA